UUCAGAUCACGAGUCGAAUCGCACGGGAUACUUUCAGAGCUAUUUUGGAUCCAGCCUCAAUGUUCCUUCUUGGGACUGCUAUGGCAACCGUAGUAGUUUUAGCCGCAUAUGAGGGAGCCUUAACACUCAACCCCAAUUUUCUUUUUGGCGGGGAUAUGACUGCUCUCAAGUACAUUGGCAAGUAUAGCUAUGAGAACACGGUGAGCUCAGUAGUGUGGGGGACCAAACCCGGAUACCUGAUAGCGCAGUCGAUGGGGUUAGACCCUGCGGAGGUUCUAAGGAUAUUUAGUCCUAAGAUGAUGUCAGCUGCCGAUGCCUCUAUGCAGUUGCAGAUACAAGGGGCCCAAUUCGGAAGGUCCAUAGCUGGAGGGUUUAUGGUGAUCGCUCAGUUGUUGCGUAUUGUGACUGUGUCUGUACGAGCGGCGGAUGAAUACCAUGAACGCGUAAUGCAGGGACAUGAACCGCCUCUAAAGGGUAUCACGGGACGUAUUGUCAG
Sphaeroforma arctica JP610 is the source of this 496-nucleotide messenger RNA. RefSeq lists its product as hypothetical. The record is from RefSeq and is a predicted model, not a curated record. The annotation marks the transcript as partial. NCBI's taxonomy places the organism in Eukaryota, Ichthyosporea, Ichthyophonida. The transcript has 3 exons.